AUGAGCAGAUCUGGGAAAUCAUUGACAAAGUACAAAAUUGUUUUUUUGGGAGAACAAGGUGUUGGAAAAACAUCUCUGAUCACUAGGUUUAUGUAUGAUACGUUCGACGAUCAUUAUCAAGCUACGAUCGGUAUAGAUUUUCUUUCCAAGACUAUGUAUUUAGAUGAUAAGACAAUUAGAUUACAGUUAUGGGAUACGGCGGGUCAGGAAAGAUUUAGAUCAUUAAUACCCUCAUAUAUCAGAGAUUCGAGAGUUGCUAUUAUCGUUUACGACAUUACAAAGAGAAAAUCAUUUGAAUAUAUCGAUAAAUGGAUAGAAGAUGUUAAAAAUGAAAGAGGAGAGGAAAAUGUCAUAUUGUGUAUUGUUGGUAAUAAAAGUGAUCUAUCAGAUGAAAGACAAAUCUCAACCGAAGAAGGAGAGAAAAAAGCAAAAUUAUUGGGUGCUAAAAUUUUCAUGGAGACCUCUACAAAGGCAGGCUAUAACGUUAAAACUUUAUUUAAAAAGAUUGCCAAAUCGUUACCUGAAUUUCAAAACAGUGAGUCAACUCCUUUGGAUGGUGAAAACGCAAACAGCGGAAACCAAAGUAAACCGGGCGUCAUUGAUAUUUCCACAACAGAGGAGCAGGAACAAAGCGCUUGCCAGUGUUAA
This is a messenger RNA of Saccharomyces paradoxus, 648 nucleotides long. RefSeq names its product Rab family GTPase YPT6 (gene YPT6). Gene Ontology annotation, molecular function: GTP binding; GTPase activity. The transcript has a single exon. NCBI's taxonomy places the organism in Eukaryota, Fungi, Ascomycota, Saccharomycetes, Saccharomycetales, Saccharomycetaceae. The record is from RefSeq and is a predicted model, not a curated record. The coding region runs from base 1 to 648 and encodes 215 amino acids.